This is a messenger RNA of Phycomyces blakesleeanus NRRL 1555(-), 888 nucleotides long. RefSeq lists its product as hypothetical. Lineage: Eukaryota; Fungi; Mucoromycota; Mucoromycetes; Mucorales; Phycomycetaceae. Gene Ontology annotation, cellular component: endoplasmic reticulum. The transcript has 2 exons. The record is from RefSeq and is a predicted model, not a curated record. The coding region runs from base 24 to 686 and encodes 220 amino acids.
CACUAGUCCUCAUCAUCUUCAUCAUGACCUGUCAAUUCCAUGGUUCUUGUACUAAGAACCUUCUCUUUGUCUUGACUCUGUUGUUGGCCUUGUUCUUUGGCUUUGACCAGGUCAAGGAGAAAUUCUAUAUCUUUGAUCAGCACAAGCUCCAAGAGGUUGCCCAGCAUAACAUUGCUUUGUACUCUAAUGACACCCGCUUGAUGAUGAACAACAUUGCCAAGGAUCUUGAAGAAGUAUACCCCGGACAUAUCCAAUUGAAGGAAGAGUGGGUGUUUAACAACGCUGGUGGUGCUAUGGGCUCUAUGUGGAUUCUCCAUGCCUCCCUUACCGAGUAUAUCAUUUUGUUUGGCACUCCCGUUGGCACCGAAGGCCACACCGGUCGUUUCAUGGCCGAUGAUUACUUUAUUAUCUUGGAGGGUGAACAGUGGGCUUACAAUGCCGGUGCUUUGAAGCGUGAGGUCUUUUUGCCCGGAGAGAUGCACCAUCUUGCUCGCGGUGAUGCUCAACAGUACAGAAUUCCCGAACACGCCUGGGCCCUCGAGUAUGCACGCGGCUGGAUCCCUCUCAUGCUUCCCUUUGGCAUGUUCGACACAAUUUUCUCAACUGUUGACUUUGUCUCCUUCUACAACACCUUCCGCCUCUACGGCAAAUCUGUUGUUGGUGAAUUGCUCCAGGGCAAGAUCUAGAUAUACAAGAAGAAGAAGAAGAAGCUAUGGGUACAAUCUAUUUAACUUUUAAUAUUCUAGUCUAAAUCUGUAAAAUAUAUUGUGUCUAUCUAUCUGUAUAUGUAUAUAUAAGACAUUCGUAUAUUCACACAUGUAUUAAUUGAAACAAAAACCUAAUCUAUUAGAGGUUUAAAAGCAAUAAUAAAUAAUAAAUAAUAAUAAU